AUGACAGACUCUCCCGGACCCGGAAAACUUUCAAAAUUGGGUAGAUUGUUUGGCAAAUCUCAAACAAACUUGCCAACAGUGCUGCAACAACUGGUCAACAGCAAGUCCAAGCUGCCUGCUGUUGGAGGAGAAAAACAAACUCAACAUUCUAAUUUAAACGAAACUACUUCACUGACGUUGUCAACUGCGUCUGAUAUCGAAUCACCUCCACCACAUCCAAAUGAAGAGUACGAUGACGUGUCUCCAUUGCCCUUGAAACAACCUCAACCACGGCAACCGCAUAUUCCGUCACCACUAGCUCAAAACUCACAACAGCCAGCACCAGCAGCAGCAGCACUAUACCAAGUGGACGAAUCGUCGCCGAAGAUAGCGACUAGAGCCGGAUCUCAGUCACCUAACACGCCAGGCCGGGCUUCACCAAAUGUGUCACGCUCAUCAUCUAGAAAAAUGACGAGGCAGCCAUCACUCAGCGUCAAGAACAAUUCCACCACGUCCUUAAACUCUCUGCAGCAGCAGAACCAGUCAAGAUUUGUCAUGUUGGAAAAUGGCCUCCAUGAGCAUCACUUACGAGCCAUGAGACGUCAUGAAAGCUUUCCAAUAUGCGCCGUGCCUGACAUGGCUAUGCAGCUUUCUUCAUCAACACAGUUACAACAACAACAACAACAACAACAACAGCAAGCUGGCCCCAAUAAGCCACCGACGCUAUUUUCUAAUUUGGUGACACAAGUAAAGAAUCACACGAGUCCCUAUCAUCAACCGGGAACUAUUUCUGAGAUCAGUAAUGCCAAGGUUGCUGAAGUUGGCGCUGGUGACGGUGCUGUUUCCGCUGCAGCUGCAGCUGCUGGACCCGAUUGUCGUUCGUUUGUGGAAAAAUAUGGAAGGUGUCAAGAAGUCAUUGGACGUGGUUCAUUUGGAGUUGUGAGGAUCUCUCAUAAGAAGCUUGACCCUGCAUCUUCGUCGGUUAUUGCCGCAACUCCCGGAACUAAUGGACAGGAAAAACUUUACGCAGUAAAAGAGUUCAAGAAGAAGCCAAAUGAGAAUGAGAAAAAGUACAAUAGGCGGCUAACGUCAGAGUUUUGUAUUUCAUCAUCACUAAAACAUUUGAAUAUCAUAGAUACUUUGGAUUUGCUAAAGGAUGCCAAGGGCGAGUAUUGUGAGGUUAUGGAAUUUUGCACAGGGGGUGACUUGUACACAUUGAUUAUUGCGCUGGGUAAGCUAGAGUAUGCCGAGGCUGAUUGCUUCUUCAAACAGCUAAUAAGAGGGGUAAACUAUAUGCAUGAUAUGGGUGUCGCACAUCGUGAUCUAAAACCAGAGAAUAUACUAUUGACGCAGAAUGGUGUUUUGAAAAUUACUGAUUUUGGAAACUCCGAGUGCUUCAAGAUGGCUUGGGAAGAGGAAGUGCAAUUUUCCGAUGGAGUAUGUGGGUCGUCUCCUUAUAUUGCUCCCGAGGAAUUCACACAAGAUCUGUUUGAUCCUCGUUGUGUUGAUAUUUGGGCAUGUGGCGUCAUUUACAUGGCCAUGAGAACAGGUCGUCAAUUGUGGAAAUUGGCAGAUCCAAAGAAGGAUGAGUUUUUUGAAGAGUACCUUAUCAAGAGAAAAGAAGCUACUGGCUAUGAGCCUAUUGAGAGUUUGAAACGUGCUCGCUGUAGGAAUGUUAUAUACUCAAUCUUGGACCCAAAGCCAGAGAGAAGGAUAACUGGGAAGCAGAUAUUAAACAGUGAAUGGGGUAGAGAAAUCAAGGUGUGUAAUGCAGGAGAGGGAAUUGCCGAAGUAGCAGCUGUGUAG
Molecule: messenger RNA, 1785 nt
Organism: Lodderomyces theae
Lineage: Eukaryota; Fungi; Ascomycota; Pichiomycetes; Serinales; Debaryomycetaceae
Product: serine/threonine protein kinase
Exons: 2
Coding region: 1-1785 (594 amino acids)
Biological process (GO): intracellular signal transduction; intracellular monoatomic cation homeostasis; protein phosphorylation
Molecular function (GO): ATP binding; protein serine/threonine kinase activity
Source: RefSeq, a predicted model, not a curated record